This is a messenger RNA of Schizophyllum commune H4-8, 1110 nucleotides long. RefSeq names its product proline-specific peptidase. Gene Ontology annotation, molecular function: peptidase activity. Bases 133 to 1035 code for a protein of 300 amino acids. The record is from RefSeq and is a predicted model, not a curated record. Gene Ontology annotation, biological process: proteolysis. NCBI's taxonomy places the organism in Eukaryota, Fungi, Basidiomycota, Agaricomycetes, Agaricales, Schizophyllaceae. The transcript has 3 exons.
CUCGUCUAUAAAGCGGCGAACGCAUUCAUAGGGGAAGGGCGUCACAUCCGAGAUUAUCUUGCCACCCACACACGCCGCCCAGAAGCAUCUUGCAUCACCUUUCACCACUUCCCAGCACGUACCAGCUUGACCAUGGCAUCCUCCCAUCCCCCGUACAUCGACGGCAAAGCCCCGUACACGGUCGGCGAUCGCACGUACGAGACCUAUUACAAGGUUUUCGGCGACCUCUCCUCCGGCAAGCGCCCACUCAUCGUUGUCCACGGUGGCCCAUCCUUCACCCACGACUACCUUCUGCCCAUCGGGGACCUCGCGAGCACUCAUGCCAUACCAGUCGUCUUCUACGACCAGGUUGGCACCGGGCUGAGCACGCACGUCCGCGAGAAGAAGGGCGACACCACCUUCUGGACUAUCGACUUCUUUAUCGACGAGCUGCUCAACCUCCUCUCCCACCUCAAGGUCGAGGAGUACGACUACCUCGGCCACUCGUGGGGCGGCAUGCUCGGGCAGGAGGUCGUCCUGCGGCGGCACCCGCAAGGGGUGAAGCACUUCAUCCUGGCGAACAGCCUGCCGAAGAGCGAGUGGUGGGGCCAGUCGUUCAAGCAGCUGCUGGAGAAGGCAGACAUUCCGGAGGAUGUGAAGAAGACGAUCAUGAGCAAGGACGCGGGUCGGGAGGAGAAGUGGGAGGCGUUCCAGGUGUUUUACGCGCAGUAUGGGUGCAUGGUGCAGCCGUUCCCGGAGGACUUUCUGCGGAGCAUGGAUGCUCGCUUCGGCGAGGACGCAGACACGACAACCCUCGAUGCGAUGAACGCUGGCGACCUCAAUGAAUGGGACGUACGAGACAAGCUGGGAGAAAUCGGCGUGCCUUCGCUUGCUAUCAACGGUGCGAGAGACUUUUGCCAGGACUGGGUCGUCGCGCCCUUUGUCGAGAAGAUACCUAACGUGAAGUGGGUGAAGCUGGAGCACUCGAGUCACUGUCCAUUCUGGGAGGAGCGGGACAAGUUCAACCAGGUCGUAGCUGAGUAUCUCGGGUAUUGAAGGAAGCCAGUGAAACAGAAGAAACAGAUGUAUGCGUUUAGAAUGCUAUGCUCUACUAUGCGAUGUUGGAACGGA